Cephus cinctus (wheat stem sawfly) is the source of this 3640-nucleotide messenger RNA. RefSeq names its product transmembrane protein 145. The transcript is spliced from 5 exons. The record is from RefSeq and is a predicted model, not a curated record. Gene Ontology annotation, biological process: G protein-coupled receptor signaling pathway; response to pheromone. Lineage: Eukaryota; Metazoa; Arthropoda; Insecta; Hymenoptera; Cephidae. The coding region runs from base 287 to 1759 and encodes 490 amino acids.
AUUUAACGCGAAUGUUGAGGAAACAGACGGUGUGUUGUUAUUUUUAGAUUUGUUGACUUAAAUCCUCCAUUACCCUGCCUUGCACCGAAGCCAUUGUAACUCUCGUUGUGACGUUUCUAAAAUGACAUCGGUCUGUGGAUCUAUCAGUUUGCACAUUUGUAAUCAGUGAAUAUCAUCGUUUUCCUAACAGCUGUUUCUAACAAAAGAUGUUAAAGAUUUUGCGACCUUACGUCUCCUGACAGCUGCCUAAAAUACGUGAAAGUGAAGACAGCUGUUAUGCCUAGCCAUGCAGACGCACAGAGGACUCCUCUUUAUCUGUUUUGGAUUCCUCGCGGUUUUCCUUCAGCUAGACUAUGCUGAGUGCACGCGGAUCAGGGGUACCUUCAAGACCAAGGAGUUCUUUCGAUUCCUGAUGAAGUUUGGUUUCCAAAAGGCAGAUCAACACACACAGAAGGAUUCUCAUGGAUAUAUCUUUGGGAAUGUUACGUCGCGUUCGAAUUUCUCUGCACCCAUCACCCUGGCAGUACUUGAUCGGGGCCACUUUUUGGAAUACUAUGGAAAUCGUACUGUGAGAGAUAAAAGUGCAGCAUGCUCACUAAUGUUUUCGACUCUCAAUCAAAGCUCGUAUGAUACACGAUGCAACGAGGAAGGCCAAGAUUAUCUAAGGAGAAUACCUUGUCCAAAAGGCAAAUUGUGCCCUGAUGAGGAUUCUUUAUGGAAUGUAGUGAAGGGAUAUCAAUUCACAUACAUCAUUAAAGAUUUCUUACAUCCACGAUUUUGGUAUAUGAGUAUGGUAGCUUGUUACAGAAAUAACACAACGUGCCAAUGGGAACACUAUGAUAAACACGAUGAAUUAGAUUAUGAUAUCUGGCUAGUAAAUGGCAAUCCUAAUACCAGUGGUCUCAAUAGCUUGACUUAUCAGUUCUCUUAUGACAGACAAAAUACGAUAGAACUGUAUCUAUUAUUUUUUAUUUGCUAUAUUAUUUUAGUACCACUACAGUUAUAUGCAGCUAGAAUGCAAAGACACCCAGUCACGAGACUGUUUACAGCAAGUUUAUUAUUAGAAUUUAUUGCAAUAUGUUUAAUAUUGAUACACGUGCUAAAAUUUGCAUUGGACGGUGUUGGUUAUGAACAACUAGAGGUUGCUGGUGACAUAUUUGACAUUCUCUCUCGUGCAUCAUUCAUGUUACUGUUACUUCUGCUUGCAAAAGGAUGGGCAGUCACACGAAUGGAAUUAACAUGGAAGCCUUUGGUCUUUGCCAUAUGGCUUUGCUAUGGUGUCGUACACAUUUUGCUGUAUGUCUGGAAUAUGACCGAAGUUGAUAUCAUUGAAGAUAUAGACGAAUAUCAAACAUGGCCUGGAUGGUUUAUCCUUUUAUUCCGUAGCGUUAUUAUGGUGUGGUUCUUAUACGAAUUACGAAAUACUAUGACAUACGAGCACAACACUCAAAAACUUAAUUUUCUCCUUCAUUUUGGAGCAUCGUCCUUGGUCUGGUUUAUCUACUUGCCCAUAAUAGCACUUAUAGCACUUCAAGUCAGUGCAUUAUGGAGGUUUAAAUUGUUACUUGGAAUUACCUACUCUGCUGACUGUUUUGCAUAUAUCGUAAUGGCCCAUUUGUUGUGGCCAACCAGAAGUGAACAGUAUUUCCUACUUGCACAGGGUGCUGACAAUGGGGAUGAACUUGACGAAUUCAACGAAGCUCCCCACGUAUUGAACAAUUAUGUAGAACCACCGGAACUUAGUAAAAUAAUUGCGUAAUGCUUUUAUUAAGGUAACGAGCGAACUAAAUUCUAACGCGAAACAAGAGAGUUAACGAUGUGAUGUACAUUUGCCAAAUGGUGAAAAUGGAUAGAAAUGAAAAUACUCCGACAUGCCGUAUUUGAGACUGAAGUACCUUGCACACCCUUUGAUCUGAUGUACGUUUGUUUGUCUUACGUCUCGAUUGUCAGGGUAGCACUUUAAUUAAAAAAAUUUUAAUCUAGGGCAAAAAAUAAGAUGAAGUAAACGACGUGUGUUACUUAUGAUAUGAUACUCAUUUUUUCAUUCGUCGUUGCUUUUUGAAUCCCAUUACUACAUUCGAUUCGUCAGAUUACCAAAAGUUACCUACUCUUGAGAAUGAACAGUGUCACAAAGUAUCAUUAAACGUGUGCAGGAAUAAAAAGUAAUAAUUAUCACUACGUGCAAUAAUAGUAAACACGUGUAUUGUGUACGUAUUACAAUUUUUUUCUUUUCACGUAAAACCAUUAUUAAAAUAAUUGAAUUGGUAUGGAUUCAUAUACCAUUAGACAUUCUUUGAAAUUAUAGCGAGUAGUCAUUGAGACAUAGCGCGUAUACAUGUUAACAAGUAAAUAGUAAUUCGUACUUUGUUCCUGAGGAUUAGAAUAUGUAUAUAUAUGUUUCAAGUUAGUGGACACUUUUAAAAGGGUAUUUGAAAUCUACGAAAAUGGGUUUUGCUCUCGAGUAUUAUGACACAUUAUUAUGCAUAAUUCGUGAGGUGCAGUUUUAGCUGAAAUUUUUAUGACUAUUCUUUAUUGAAAAAUACUUUUCACUUUUAAUCUACGACUUUCAUCCGACUUCUGUGUAAACGCAACUCGAUCGUUUUCAUCUUCUCUCUCUUCUCUUCUGGCAUUCUUCAGUAACACGUGCACAAAAAUGGCGCGUGAAAACGUGAAACAUCGUGCUUUGACAAUUAUCUAUUUAUUUAUAAAUAAAUCACGGAAUAAGCGAUAGCAUCGUCUGUCUAUUCCAAUUAACGAAACGGAUCAUUUUAUAAUGCGUGAAAUGUGAAUCAGAGCCCAAGAUUAAAAACAAAGAAGAUCAAUCGAGGAACGUAGAAUUCCAUUUCACUUUCGCACACUUUUCCUACAACGUUGUUGCUCAAAACUUAUAAUGAAAUAAAUGGUAAUAUUAGGAAGUAUAUUAUUUGUUUAAAAAAUAAAAAUGUGAGCCCUACGAUACGGUAAUAGGGUCGGUGCGAUAUUUUUAGUCUCUUGAUAUUUUUAGUAUUAAUAAAUAAAUGGUUAAAAUACCAAUUUCGGUAUGGAGAUCUAAACAUCUGUAUAAUCGUAGCAAUAGAGACAGUGGAGAUCGAUGAAAACGCGAUUAUCUAGAAUGUUAUGGCAAACGAAGCUAUUUGACAAAUUUGUUCCUCGUGGCAAAUAAAAUAAAAGAAAUAAAAAUUUAUUUACACCCGAGGUAAAUGUAAUUUUUUAAUCGUCGCAUGUUUGCCAUCACAUAAAGUGUUUUCACGAGCACAUAGAUUUUAACUAACUAGUUUUAUAUAUUGUUACAUUCAACAUAAUGAUGCAUGGAUCGUUAUGCAAUUUAUAAAAUUACAUAGUAUUUCUUUAAUUUUUUUCUCUAUAAAGAGUAUGGACGACGAGAAACAAUAUUCUCGCGUUAUGUAAUGAUUGUUACAUGCUGCCAUUAUUGUGCGUACUGUGUAGGCAUUAAUCUAAUUAGGAGCAUGCAGAACGACGGAGAUCUAAUACCGUGCGAUCACAAAAUCGCGGCAUAUAAUCUACACUUACUUAUAUGUUUUUACUCGGAUAAUAGACACUACAUCUAUCACGUUAAGGGAUUAUUAUUUGUUACUUUUAAAUUUAUAAAUAAACGAAUUACAUCGACUAUAGAAUAAAA